CCCAACCGUUUUUUUUACUUUUUUUUCUGUGUUCUGUGUUCUGUGUGAUUGCAUUGUUGUAAAUGUGAGUAAUUUUCCGGAAAAUCAUCAUUUGUUGCACAUGUCUUAAAUUUUGAAUCUCAUCGUAAAAAAAAAAAUUUAUAAUUUAUGAUAAUAAUAUUCCAUAAUGUCUGACAAUAAUGUAAAAAGUGAUCUCAACAAUGAUAACAUUGCAUCAUUUAAAAAGAAAAAUGUGCCAGUUGCUAGUUUGAUUCGUAUCAUAAUGAAACCUGAUCAUAACUGCUUCAACGAAAUGAUUUUGACCAAAAGCCCAAUGACAAUUGGUCGUAAUCCUGAAUCGGAUUUUCACAUCACAUCUAUUGAAAUUUCUCGAGUUCAUGCACGAAUCUUCAAUCUAGGUUCAUCUUGGUAUCUAGAAAAUUUAAGCAGCACAAAUGGUGUAUAUGUAGAUGGUCAAAAAGUAGCUUGGCGAGUUCGUUUGUCCGACAAUUGUUUUGUGACAUUUGGCCCGUUAAAAAGUUCCAGUUUUCGUUAUGUUUUCGUUGAAAAUUAUAAAGUUUCUAUGAAUAUACAAAGAAAUGUGACAUUGAGCAAAACAAUUCAGCGCUCAUUUGUGCUUGGUGGUACUAGUUCUGGUGCCGGUGCUGGUGCUGUUACAGCUACUGGUGGUGACAUUACCCAUCUGUCUACAAAACCUGGUGAAGAUGUUUUAAGACGUGACUUUGAUCGUAAACAUUUCGAACAAACGAUGACAAUCAAUUUGAUGAAAAUUGAAUCGAAUUUUUCGAAAUUGAAAAAAGAUGUCGAAAACCAAAAACAAGAGUUGGAUUCAAUUCAUGCCAAAGCAGAAAUGGCCCAAAAGGAAUUGAUACGAAUAGCGGAAAAGAUGAAAGGUCAGGAUGCUUUGAAAAAUGUUCUGUUGAACGAAAUAUCCUGCUCCGUUUGCUGUGAUAUAAUGCACGAACCAACCGUUCUCAAUUGUGAACACACAUUCUGCUUCACAUGCAUCAAUGCCUGGAGUCGUCGCGGUAAACAACAUUGUCCAGUUUGUCGCAAGAAAUUUUCACGGAUGACCAAAUCGAUUCGAUUCCAUUCAUUGAUCAAUCUGAUUCUCGAUCAUUAUCUCAGUGAAGAUGAAAAGAAAGAGCGAAAAGAAUCGAUCGAAUCUCGGCUCACCGAUCCAGCGUUCACCAAUGAACAUAGCAAUGAUGAAUCGAGUUCACAAGGAAACUUGGAUGAAAUUCUUUCCGGAUCAGAUUCAUCGUUUCGUGAUGCAUUUUCCACUCUGUUGAAUUUUUUAAACUUUCAUCGAGAAUAUAAUGUUGACAGUUAUGUACAGUUCCGCGAUGCAGUACAAGUUAUCGCUGAUGAAGAUGAAGUGAAUGGAAACGAUGGAGAGAAUGAUGAUGAAAACGAUGUAUCAUUGGAUCUAGUAGAGAGUAUGUCACCAUCAUCAAAUUCUGUACAUGCACCGACAUCAUCCUCUUCACCGGUGUCGAUAUCGUCAAACUUUCCCGAUCAAUUGCGUCUUCGACGAUUCUCCAAUUUGAUCAGCAGAGCCAAUGAAUCGAUGCUCAUCGAUUUUCAUGAAAAUUUUGGAUCACUUUCAAAUAAUAUGUUCAACAGCACCACCACCACCACUGACAAUGAUAGUAAUGAUGAUGAUGAUAGCAACGAUCCUCAUAAUGGUGAUGAUGAUGCAGAUGCAGCUGGAAUUUCCGACAUUCAUGCCGAAGAAGAUGAAGACGAUGUAAUGGAAGUGAAUACUGAUCAAUCUGUAAUUUUCCUCGAUGAUGUUGAUGACGACCACGACGAUGACAAUGAUGUGGAUGCUGCUGCUGAUCAAGGUUCGAGCCAAGUUCGUAUUGCGAAUGGAGGUAGCAGUCGACGACUUGCUGCUGGAAACGGUGUUCGUAAUUUGAAUCGUAAUCGUCGUCCUGUCGGCAUUGGCCACAAUGUUUCAAAUCGUUGGAAUGUACGACCAAUGCGUAACAAUAAUCGUCAGUCUUUGGUUCAACAAAGAUUACAUCGAAUACGGAAUUCUCCGUAUCCAAGUCGCAAUGGUCAAUCCAAUGAACCUUUGGCUUGAUACUACCAAUUGGACAAGUAAUAACUUGAUUGUGAUCAAAUGAUUCUAACUGUGGUCAUAAAUGAAUAAAGUUGAAUUUAAAAUAAUAAAAACUUUUUAAUUGCAAAAUUAUCACACUCUAUGCAAUAUUGUUUACAAUUGGGUUUUUGGACAAUCUAUUGUUUGGUUCGAAUGUGUAGGUGGUGGUGGUGUAUCAUUUGUACCACUAUUACACAGCUUUUUUUCAAUUUCAAGACCAUCAUCAUUGGAUCCAAUGAUUGUGAUGAUGAUGAUGAUGAUUGUAGCCAAGUUGGAUUUUUUUUCCCAUUUGAUUCGACAAUUUGACUCUAAUGGAGAACGAUAUGGAUGAAACAGCAGCAGCAGCAAAACAAAUGUAGGAAGUGGAUUAUUUUUCACAUAUUGGCUGCCAUCUAUUGUUCGACAUUGUCAUUUGAAUUUUUGUUCUUUAUUUUCAAAACAAAAAACAGAAAUCACCAUAGUGAUGAUGACCAUCAAUGAUG
Molecule: messenger RNA, 2589 nt
Organism: Dermatophagoides farinae (American house dust mite)
Lineage: Eukaryota; Metazoa; Arthropoda; Arachnida; Sarcoptiformes; Pyroglyphidae
Source: RefSeq, a predicted model, not a curated record